AUGUUUGCCCCGGCGUCCGAGGCGGCUCCAGCGAGCAGCGAGGGCCGCAGGGCUGGGGACAUGGACAAGGGGCCCUUCUCGGUGGAGUGGCUGGCGCAGAGCAGCCGCGGCGGAGCCCGGGAGCUGCCCGGUGAGUGCCGGCCGUGCCCCCCGGGUCCCCCCGCGGAGCGGCGGCCGCGGCGCUUUCGGUCCCCCGAAGGGUCCCCCGAAGGGUCCCCCCUUCUGACGCCCCCACCUGUCCCCGCAGAGUCGCCCCGGGAGCGGGAGGCCGCGGAGCGCCCCGGGCUGGCAGCGGGGCCGGCGGGAGCCGCGCCCGGGCGGCUCCGCACCAAGUUCUCGGCCGCGCAGCUGCGGGAGCUGGAGCGCAGCUUCUGCCAGCAGCGCUACAUCGGCGCCGGAGAGAAGCGGCGCUUGGCCGCCGUGCUGAACCUCUCCCAGAGCCAGAUAAAAACCUGGUUUCAGAAUCGCCGUAUGAAGUUCAAACGCCAGACUCAAGAUGCCAGGAUCGAAGCUCUUUUCUCGAGCUUGUUUUUGCCCUGUCAUUGUUACCCAGACACGGCUGCAUCCAGCUGUCCUCAAGGGGUGGAUGUCAAUGUCCCUGCUACCUCUGCUGCUUCCCUUCACCCGGCUGUGCCAAACCCUGCCUUGUUGUUACCUUCUGUUCCAGCUCAGUCUCUUCUGCCGGUUUUGCCAAGUCCAGCUUUACUACUGCCUCCCGGGCCAGGAUUGUCUUGCUGCUCUUCUGUGCUUCCAGCAGUGACUCUAAGUACUGAACAUAAAGGACUGAUGUUCCAACCAGAUCUUCCCUCCUGUUAA
Molecule: messenger RNA, 816 nt
Organism: Melospiza melodia melodia
Lineage: Eukaryota; Metazoa; Chordata; Aves; Passeriformes; Passerellidae
Product: homeobox protein vex1-like
Exons: 2
Coding region: 1-816 (271 amino acids)
Biological process (GO): regulation of DNA-templated transcription
Molecular function (GO): DNA-binding transcription factor activity, RNA polymerase II-specific; DNA binding
Source: RefSeq, a predicted model, not a curated record